AUGGCCAAUCCCGCUCCCACCCUCCUCUGGGGUGGACGUUUCACCGGUGCAAUCGACGAUCUUAUGUUUAAAUUCAACGAGUCCCUCACCUUCGACCGAGCUCUUUGCAAGGCCGACGUCCAGGGCUCUAUCGCCUUUGCCAAGGGCCUAAACCAGCUGCGUAUCCUCACCGACGACGAGCUGAAUCAGAUCGUGUCGGGCUUGAAGAAAGUGGAACAGGAAUGGGAAGAAGGGACAUUCGCCAUCGACCCCAAGUCCGAUGAAGACAUACACACGGCAAACGAGCGUCGGCUCGGAGAGUUGAUCGGCUCCCAGAUCGCAGGCAAGCUCCAUACUGGGCGCUCCCGCAAUGAGCAGAUUGCGACCGACAUGCGUCUGUGGGCUCGAGACCAGCUCGCCGCGCUCGCGCUAUCCCUGAAGGGCGUGCUGCAAGUCUGCGCGACCCAGGCCAAAUCCUCCCUCCCUAUCUUGAUGCCCGGCUACACCCACCUACAGCGCGCACAGCCGGUCCGCUUCUCGCACUGGCUGCUCGGCCACGCGACCUUCAUCCUGGGUGAUCUCCAGCGGCUGGAGGGGGUUCAAGAAAGAGUCUCGUGCUGUCCCUUGGGCGUUGGUGCGCUGGCCGGGAACCCGUUCGGCAUCGACCGCGACUUUCUUGCCCGCGAGCUCGGCUUCUCGUCGGUCCACCAGAACAGCCUGGCCGCCGUGGCCGACCGGGACUUUGUGGUCGAGAUCCUGCAAUGGGCCAGUUUAUUGAUGGUGCAUCUGAGCCGGCUCAGUGAAGACCUGAUUCUCUUCUCGACGGCCGAGUUUGGCUUCGUCCGAGUCGCCGAUGCGUAUAGCACCGGCAGCAGCCUGAUGCCACAGAAGAAGAACCCGGACAGUCUGGAGUUGAUCCGCGGCAAAGCUGGGAGGGUCCUUGGACAGGCGACCGGCUUUCUGGCCACACUUAAGAGUCUCCCGACUUCCUACAACAAGGAUCUCCAGGAGUCCGUGGAGCCGCUGCUAGACUGCGUCAAAACAGUGUCGCAAUGCCUGACCAUCACCCAGGGCGUUCUCGGCUCGCUCGAGAUCUUCGGCGACAAGAUGAAGGCCGCGCUGACGGCCGACAUGCUAGCGACCGAUGUUGCCGACUACCUGGUCGUCAAGGGCGUUCCGUUCCGACAGACGCACCACAUCGCGGGCGCGAUCGUGCGCAGAGCAGAGGAGCUUGGGGUGUCGAUCGCCGAGCUGCCCCUCGAGGAUCUCAAGCAGAUCUCGCCGCUCUUCGAGGCCGACGUGGUCCAAGUCUUUGAUUUUGAGCGGAGUGUCGAGAAGAGGUCGACCAAGGGCGGCACGAGUCGGAGUUCGGUGCUGGCGCAGAUCGAGUCGAUUGAAGCUCUGGUCUCGAAGCCUUGA
This is a messenger RNA of Capronia epimyces CBS 606.96, 1398 nucleotides long. RefSeq names its product argininosuccinate lyase. The record is from RefSeq and is a predicted model, not a curated record. The transcript is spliced from 3 exons. Gene Ontology annotation, molecular function: argininosuccinate lyase activity. Bases 1 to 1398 code for a protein of 465 amino acids. Gene Ontology annotation, cellular component: cytosol. Lineage: Eukaryota; Fungi; Ascomycota; Eurotiomycetes; Chaetothyriales; Herpotrichiellaceae.